AUGUCCAGUCAACACGACCCUAGCCGACCUGGUGAGGAUAGGCAGGAAGGUUUCAGCAAGUAUUUGAAGCGCAUGAAAACGAUCUUGAAAAGGAGCCCAACUGCAAGGAGUUCGAUAUCAAGUAUGCAGGAGAUUACUGAACGACCAGAACCGAGCCAAGUUGUCUCUCCCAGGCCUACCCCCGCCCCAGCUCAAAAGCCCGCCGCCAAACCAACUACUCAGCCGACCGUGGUAACGCACUGGAGCGCCAUCCAAGAAGAGAAGGCUCGCGCCCUUUUCGCCAAGUAUGGACUGACGCUUGAGUCUGGAGAGUGGAAAACGCCGAGCGACAUGACUGUCCAGCGCGUUGCCAAGCCGAUCCGUAUGAGAGUUCGCCGCACUUGUCAUCGAUGCGAAACUACCUUUGGGCCCGACAAGGUGUGUGUCAAUUGCCAGCAUAUUCGGUGCACCAAGUGUCCGCGCCACACCUCCACCAAACCCAAGGAUCAGGCGCAAAAUGCUCUCGAGGCUAUCCGCGCAGCGCAAGGACAUGGGCCACCUCGACACAUGAGCAAGGAAUUACAACUCGCCAUUCCUUCUCGCACUGGUGGCCAAGACCUCGUCCUCAAGCCGAUUCGGCAGAGAGUCCGGCGCACUUGUCAUCGGUGUAAUACUAUGUUUCCUAACAAUGACGUGACGGAAUGCCCUACUUGUAGACACAUACGAUGCAAGAAAUGUCCUCGAGAACCGUCCAAACCGCAUAAAUAUCCGGAUGGCUAUCCUGGAGACGCAGAACCUCCGUCAGAACCACCGGCACGAACCUGGAAGAAACCACGACAGAGGGUGCGCUACACUUGUCACAAAUGUUCUACGCCGUAUCGAUCUCGGGAGACGACCUGCUCGAAUUGCGGUCAGGAGAAGGGACCGGAGACUAUACGAGACCCGCCGAAAAAGAAUAAACCGGAACCAGACCCGGAGAUCUCAAGGCGGGUGGAGGAACGACUAGCAAACAUGAGCGCUACCAAGUAA
Aspergillus fischeri NRRL 181 is the source of this 1008-nucleotide messenger RNA. RefSeq lists its product as uncharacterized. The transcript is spliced from 4 exons. NCBI's taxonomy places the organism in Eukaryota, Fungi, Ascomycota, Eurotiomycetes, Eurotiales, Aspergillaceae. The record is from RefSeq and is a predicted model, not a curated record. The coding region runs from base 1 to 1008 and encodes 335 amino acids.